Molecule: messenger RNA, 1188 nt
Organism: Mucor velutinosus
Lineage: Eukaryota; Fungi; Mucoromycota; Mucoromycetes; Mucorales; Mucoraceae
Exons: 2
Coding region: 1-1188 (395 amino acids)
Source: RefSeq, a predicted model, not a curated record
AUGCUCAAAUUGGAUCCCAAAGAUGAAGCCUUUGCCAUUAAAAUAGAAGAGCUAAUGAAACAGGCGCUAUCAGAAGAGCUUCAAGAAAUGUUAGGAGAUGAGGGCCAGCUCGUGGAUCUUGCAACAGAUGAUAAUGAUGAGACAAUUACCGAAGAGGAAAUGAUACGGAUUGUCAAGAAAGAGCCAAACGAAAAGCCAUUAUCUAUGCAAGAUUUUGCUACUAAUUCAUUAACAGUGGAGCAGGAGCCAGAGAGCGAGCCGCUUGAGAAUGCACAAUACGUUGAACCAGAUCAUUGCCACAACUUCCGUCGGCCGAGUCAAACUCAAAGUCAAGAGAAUGCAGAAGACAAUGACGGGGAUGCAAGCGAACAACAGAAUCCAGCUGCAACUGUACCUGACAUGACUAUGCCAGAGCCAGAACGACUAGCUGAACGAGUCCCAAACGAACCUGCUUGCAUGGAUUUAGAAGCAAUAUAUCAAGAAACACUCGUUGAUACGAAGCCAACCUCCACAACCAAAGGCGUUGAUUUUUCCUCUGUUGAAUGCAAAUCAUGCCAAAUCACCUUCAAUGACAAUUACGGUUUUCGAAGGCAUUUGAAUCAUCUCCAUCCGCAUGAUCCUGACCACAUAGAAAGGAACAAUGAAUACACCUCAUACGUAGAAUCUGAUAGUGGACGAUCCUUAAGAUCAAGAUCUAGGCCAACAGCAUCGUCAUCAACUUCUUACGCCUUGCACAAAAAGAACCCAAAGUGCAACAUCAAGUUUAAACGGCAGUUUCGAGCAAAUCUCAAAUUAAAGCAUCUCAAGACGAUCCCACUUCCAGAAACGUAUGAAAAACCAGCAGUUGAAAUCCAGUGCCGAUUCUGUCAACAGGGAGGUUGGAAGGAGUCAGAGUACAGAGUCCAUUUAUUGCAAAGACACUCUCGAGAACUGAACCCAUUAUCCAAACAAAUUGCAGAUUCCAACAGCGAGAGACUCAAAGAAACAGAGGUUACUACGAGUAGUACUGCUGCCAAAAACACAGCAUCAACGUCAAAUAAGUUGUCCGUUGCAACAAACGGCUCCCCAGCCACAACAGAUCCAGAUAUCAUCAUGCUAGAUAUACCCUACGACCCAAUCAAGGACAUUUCCGAAAACCAAAGACGAACGUAUCAAUUUUUCCAAAACUACAUGCUGGACAUCAGUUGA